AUGCAGAAUCAUAUGUUGGUCGUCUUAUGUGUUCUUACUGUAUACACUUUGUAUCUUGACGCGUACUCCAAUGGUACUAUUUCGAGAAAUACAAUAGUUGCUCAUCCAGAAACAGGUCUUUUUCUUGACUAUACUGGUAUCUAUACACCAGCUGAAACAAUCAUUCAUAAGUCGGCGAUUUUCCCGAUGACUACAACUACAUGCCACUUUCUACCUUUGUCAGCUGCAGAACUCAUUCCAUCUUGUAAUAUUACAACAACAACAAGAAAUAAACGAUACGUUAACAUAGUUAUCUCUGUCAUCAGUCUGAUUGUUGGGGGCGCCAGUCUUGGUAUGUCUACUUUCAAUACUGCGCAAUCCUCACAUCUGCAAGAACAAAUAACAUUAGUAGAAGGAUCUCUGACAAAAUUCUCUAAAAUGGUUGAUAUACACCAAGGACAAUUAGUGAAAGUGACUGAAAAGCAGAUAGAACUCACAGAUCAGCUUCAAGUGUCACAGAAAGCUCUGAAUGAUUUAAUGCCUGUCAUAAACUCACACUCUGUUGCCAUAAAUUCUCUUAAAACUGAUGUUGAGAACUUAAAAAUUCAGUUUCAAAAAUCCUUCCUUUACUCAGCAAUAAGUCAAAUUUCUCGUGAUGAACUCACCUUAUCUUUCUUGUCACCAGAUGAUAUACACAAAGUGGUGUAUUAUGUUAUUAAAGAAGGAAAUCUAACAUUUAACUCUUAUCUUGGUUUUAUUCCAGUUGUUCAAAUAAUCACUAAACUUAUUGUUCGUCAGCAGAUAGACUUCGUUCCUAGUUCAUUAUACUCACCCACUGAGCAACAAGAAAUUGGUCGCCUUGUAAUUACAAGCUUCUUCGCUGUUCCACAACGGGAACAAACACCUUUCAAUGUUUACAAAAUAGUGAAAACUCCCCUCAUUCAUGGAAAUGAAGCAUUUCAGCUAGGUGAAGUUCCAACAUAUUGGGCGAUUAAUCCCAUAAAUAAUUUUACCAUUGAAUGGCAAAACCCGCAUGAAUCUGAAUGUGAUUUUCGAUUUAUGACAUCAUGUCGCGAUACCCCACCUUUUCAUCAGACACCCAGAAACACUUGCCUCGAUCAGAUUUUAAGAAAGCUUCCUCUAUCUAUGUGUCAGACUACGUCAAUCCCUGCUCCAAAAUAUUUUGUGCGGCAGUUAAGAGGAAAUGUAUGGAUUGCUUCGUCAUCGGAGCCCAUACAUUGUACGAAAAUAUCAAGAACUGAGUAUCAAAAUGGCAAUAUUAAAACAUGGAAUACUAGUGAAGAAAUAAUACUUCCGCGUGUUUCUCUAGUGAAUGUAACCGAUGGUUACACAAUUGAGUGUCCUGGCUUCACUUUAACAGGUCAACCUCUACCUUCAAACAUGUCUACACUAGUUAUUUUGUAUAACAGUGGAGUACUUGCCGAUAAUAUAUCUGUUUUGAACGUUCAUAAGUAUAUGACCGAAAAUAUGACUUUGUUCAAACAAAAUAUAGUAGAAUCAGACAGACGUAAUUUGAUGGAUUUUAUUAAUCAAGUAAAUGCCCUUUCUACGUAUCAGACUGUUCUUUCUCCUCACAAGCAAUCCUUUCUAUCAUCUUUGAUAUCAUAUUUCAUUCCAUCUUUUGGUAUUAUGUCCUCUUUUAAUUGGAUUUUUUUUGUACUGGCUGGUAUUUUAUUAUAUUAUGUUUACCGAUGCAAAACAAAGGCAAUCACCUUAGCAAAACUCUAA
Adineta ricciae is the source of this 1728-nucleotide messenger RNA. The record is from the annotation of a GenBank genome assembly. Lineage: Eukaryota; Metazoa; Rotifera; Eurotatoria; Adinetida; Adinetidae.